Mitosporidium daphniae is the source of this 354-nucleotide messenger RNA. RefSeq lists its product as uncharacterized. Bases 1 to 354 code for a protein of 117 amino acids. The record is from RefSeq and is a predicted model, not a curated record. The transcript has a single exon. NCBI's taxonomy places the organism in Eukaryota, Fungi, Microsporidia.
AUGAAAGUUGGCCCUUCCGAAAUAAGACAACAAUUGCAAUUGGAAAUUUCCAAUUUGCAGCUUGUUGAGGCCACAGAGCAUCAGGGUGUCUUGCUUUCCAUUUUUUCUGUGGUCGAGAUCAGGGACUCUGGCAUCAUGGUCGAGGCAAGGGAUAUCAUUUCCCCUUUUCUGGUGAAGCAAGUAUUUCUUUCAAACUCAUUUUCAAAAUAUCUCUCCCGUCCAUGCUGCCCCAACACUGCAUCCAUUGUUAGUUGCAUCGAAUCUUCUUCAGAAGUGCUGAUUUGCUUACUCGAUAUUAUUGAGCUUUCGGAUUUUAUUAUUUGCAAUGUUUGGAGGCCGGGCUAUCUCAACUGA